Exophiala aquamarina CBS 119918 is the source of this 909-nucleotide messenger RNA. Its product is annotated as pyridoxine biosynthesis protein pyroA. NCBI's taxonomy places the organism in Eukaryota, Fungi, Ascomycota, Eurotiomycetes, Chaetothyriales, Herpotrichiellaceae. The transcript has a single exon. Gene Ontology annotation, biological process: amino acid metabolic process; pyridoxine biosynthetic process; pyridoxal 5'-phosphate biosynthetic process. Gene Ontology annotation, molecular function: amine-lyase activity. The record is from RefSeq and is a predicted model, not a curated record. The coding region runs from base 1 to 909 and encodes 302 amino acids.
AUGGGCGACAUCUCAUCUCUAGUUCCGCAGUCUGCGAUCAAGACCGGUCUGGCACAGAUGCUCAAGGGCGGCGUGAUUAUGGACGUGAUCAACGCGGAGCAGGCACGGAUUGCAGAGGAAGCGGGUGCUUGUGCAGUCAUGGCACUCGAACGUGUACCAGCUGACAUACGAGCACAGGGCGGUGUGGCUCGAAUGUCAGACCCUGCUCUGAUCAAAGAGAUCCAAGCUGCUGUCACGAUACCAGUGAUGGCCAAGGCUCGAAUCGGACAUUUUGUCGAGUGUCAAAUACUGGAGGCUUUAGAUGUCGACUACAUUGAUGAGAGCGAGGUGCUUACUCCUGCCGAUGAGAAGUUUCAUGUUGAGAAAUGUACCUUUAGGGUGCCGUUUGUGUGUGGGUGUCGAGAUUUGGGUGAGGCACUCAGAAGAAUGGCAGAAGGAGCAGCGAUGAUCCGGACUAAAGGGGAGGCGGGAACUGGGGACGUGGUGGAAGCAGUGAAGCAUAUGAGAUUGCUGAACGAACAAGUUGCCAGAGCAAAGGCAGUUCUGGCGGAAGGGGGAGAGCGUGCACUUCGAGCCAUGGCAAGAGAGAUAGAAGUCGACGCUGAGCUCCUGAAGCAGACGGCCAUAUUGGGAAGACUCCCAGUCGUCAACUUUGCAGCAGGAGGAGUGGCGACCCCGGCUGAUGCAGCGUUGAUGAUGCAGUUGGGAUGCGAUGGUGUCUUUGUGGGAAGCGGUAUUUUCAAAUCGGGAGACGCCCCAAAGCGUGCAAAAGCUAUCGUGCAAGCAACGACUCAUUACCAAGACGCGGCGGUGCUCGCUGAGUGCAGUACUGGUCUUGGAGAGGCCAUGGUUGGAAUCAAUUGUGCAAGUCUGAGCAGCCGCGACAAGAUUGCCGGUAGAGGUUGGUAA